Messenger RNA from Drosophila busckii, 2576 nucleotides. RefSeq lists its product as uncharacterized. The record is from RefSeq and is a predicted model, not a curated record. Lineage: Eukaryota; Metazoa; Arthropoda; Insecta; Diptera; Drosophilidae.
CACAGUAAAUAAUUUAUUUACGUAACAAUUAAAUUUUUUUUUUAUUUCUUGCAGAUAGUGUAAUCGUCGAAAGCAGCUUAAUUAAAAUGGCAAAACUAGCGAUGGCACAAUUUCAGGAGUUUGAGAAAUCAGUGCGUUGGUUCCGCGGCAUAUCCAUGCAACAGACCGCUGCAUGCGACAAUUUGUUGCACGCGCUGCGCGACGAUUUCGAGCAGGGCACAACGUAUCGAGUUCAAGAGUGUAUGCUGAUACUGGGCAUCACACCUAUUAUUAACUCCAAGCAAAUUAAGACCAUAAUGCAUAUGAGUCGCGCCAAUGAUUUGUGUUUUCUUUGGUUUGUCUGGCAGGCGCACUACAAGACGACGGAGGACUGUGAAAGCCAAAACUACUCGCUCAACGAGCAGCUGUUGCUGUCGGCCAUAGCACAUCUAGAUAUGCAUUCUACCAUGCGGGAGCUGGAUCGCAUAUUGCCGCCACCAGCAAAGUCGAAAAAGUUUCAGGAGCAGCAGCGUCUGCGCGAACAGCGUCAAGCUGAGGAGCAACUGCAAAGGAAACGAACUUGCGCGCUGCGCAGUGUUGCGGAAUACGCAUCGCCAUAUUUUGCGCCACAAAACCGACCCAAGAUGUUUGUACCCAGUGUGGCCUGCUCCAAGCCCAAGGAUCGUGAGAUUCAGUUUCCCUUGUAUGAUAAAUACAAAGACGACGCCAAUGUAUACGAUACCGAAACGAGAGCUCGCGCUGGUUUUCCACACGAGUUCUCGCCCAUUAAGCGUGAGAUCAAGCGUUGCCUUUCCCAAGCGCUGGUGCAACUCUUUGAGCAACAAGCUGGUGGCAGCGUCUCAAAGAUCUGCGAUACGCAUCGUCUAGUGGAGCAGGCGGCCAACUUGAAGCAAUCCGAGCUGAUGAGCCGCAUGUAUCAACGCUACCUGACCUUGAUCGAUGUGGAGGGUGUGCAGAAAUCGAGACGACGCGAGCGCAUAUUGCGUCAACUGGAGCGUGAGGUGGAUCAGGCAGCUCAGCGGCUGCAGCAAUAUACAGCCAAUCAGCUGGCAUGGGUGCAACAAUAUGCCAGCGAAAACAAAGGCAACAGCUUGUGCCAGAUAUGCGAUAAGCUUUGCUCAAUGCCCAAGGUUGUGCCUGACGCCGGGCAGGCGCUAUUGAUGGAUCCAAACUGUGAUAAGCUAGCCCAGCCGCUGCUUGAUGAACGCGAGUCGGAUAAUGAGCCAGUUAAGGUGCUUGAAAUUGCCAGCGAGCUGCGUUGCAAGUUUGUUACAACUGUGGACGCGCAUGUUAAGUGGGGAGCACCUAAGGUCUGCCGCGUUAAGGCCACAGCCAAAGCCAAACGAGCUACGCUAAAGUCAAAGCCUGUCGAGAUCAGAGUGCUGGACAAAGACGAACAAAUCUUACGUGUGCUGCCAAGCGACUAUGUACCGCCAUGUCCCGCUGCAUCAUCUGAUGACGAAACUUUUGCUACAGGCAACGCCUACCAAGGCGCAUUUAUCUUGGAUUACUAUAAAGUGCUGGAGCCACCAGCUUGUCUGCUAACCGCUGAGCGUAGCAUGCAGCAUUCGCUCAUACGGAGCUUCUGCAUUGCGGCUAUAAAGCAAGAGCCCGACGCCAAGUUGGUGCCGCCUGUGCUGGGUGAGCGCUGUGAGGCUGUAGAUGAGGCUGUUAAACAAUGCGCCGUAUCCAUGUUUCGCACUGGGGCUGACCAAGUGCCCAGCAUUGAGUUGAGUGAAGAUGAUGAUCAGUGUAAGCUUAGGAAAAAGGAGGAGAAUGAACAGCUGCUACAGCUGGAGAGCAUUGAUCCAGAGGAUACUGAACAGCUGCUCAAGCUGCUUAAGGUGGGCAUUGAAACGCUUCGAGGGAAUCCGCAUUAUGUGCUUGCUACGCUGCCCAAUGCGCAUAUGCUGCCCAUCCUGUUGGACUGGAUAGCUCAGCGUUAUGGCAAGACCUACAAUAGCCAGGAGAUGUAUGAAUUUGUCAACUCCUGUGAGCAGCUACAGCGUGAGAUAACCACGCAUCAACUGGGCUUGAAACCAUUGCCCGUGCCGCGCAUGGAAGCACCAGCUGAUCUGCCAGCUAAUGCAUCAAGCUAUCUUAGAAUGCUCGCUCUGAAGCGCCAGGGCAAUAAAAUGCGUGCUGACUACCAUCGAGCGCUCAAUGAACAGGCUCUAGAGGAAUCCCGUCUCAUUUGGCUAGCGCUGCGUGGCUAUUCCAAUUUAGCUGCCAGCCUUAGGGACACCUUCUUUGCUUAUAUGCCCGCCACCCUGAUGGAUAUCAAGCGACAUAACUUCUGGCGUUCCACAGAUUUCAGAAAUAUGGCUAUUAUGCGUAGUUUAUUGAAAAAAAAUCCAAACAACUAAGAGAUUCGGUGCAGUACAGUGAAGCUUGUGCUUGCAGUACCGAGGACGUUUAUGUAAUUCUAAGCUUUGGUUAUUUUCAUGUGUUCGGUCCUGCAAACACAGGACACAUUGUUAUGUACAAUGAUAUCUUUUCAAUAUGUACAUAAUGCAAAAAUUGUGUAAUAAAUUACUUAAACAUUUUACGGCAUAACAACAAUAGAAUAACAAUGC